Messenger RNA from Bactrocera oleae (olive fruit fly), 2506 nucleotides. The record is from RefSeq and is a predicted model, not a curated record. Lineage: Eukaryota; Metazoa; Arthropoda; Insecta; Diptera; Tephritidae.
AAUCGCCAUUUGUUGUUGCGUUUCGGUCAGCUUUUUUAAGUACGGAAAGAAAUAGCAAGAACAAAAGACGUAGAAAAUUUUAAAGAGCUUACUAAAAUUUAAAGUCAAAUUACUAAAUAUUGUAUUUUGCCAUUAAAAAAAAGUACGAAAAGGAAUAAUUAGAAAAAUCAUUGCAGCGCAGUUAAAGUUUUCAUAAACACUGACAUUUGCACCAUUUGGAAAGUCGAAAAAUUUAUAAUAUUUGUGUGUUGGCGAGUGCUAUCAAAAUGUUUCAUAAUAAAUAUUUGACUUUGACUUUGGUGCUGAGUAUUUGCAGCGCUCUGGUUUGUGCCGCCCAAAUCGAUGUGAGCCUGGACAAAGCAAAUUUGCCUGCUGCUGCAGCAGCAGUGACACCAGUCGUUGAAGGUGUAGAAAAACCAAAAUCUACCACACCUACCACUAUGUCGAGCACAACUUCAACAACUACACCAGCGCCUACAACUUCAACAACUACACCAGCGCCUACAACUUCAACAGCAGCGCCGACCACCACUACAGUGGCACCAACGACACCCACUGCAGCGCCAAUAACAACAACACCUGCACCAGCGCCAUACCCAGCACCAGAGAUUGGCAUGUGGAAUUCGAGCUGUAUUAUUAUGCACUUUGCUGCACAGUUGAACGUUACCUAUGAGACCAAAGACAACAAAACUGCUUCCCGUUUGUACAAUAUCCCUAAGGAUGCCAAGGUCGAAGACUCCAAUUGCGCCAAUGUUUCACAAAACAUUCACAUUAUUUGGGGACCAGUUGAAGCCAUACACUCUAUGGUAUUACAAUUCGAUAGGGUUAACAAGUCUAGCGAGUUGAAACAGAUCAUCAUUACUUUGCCACUCACCAGCGAUCACUUCCCCGAUGCUAAGGAUAACGAAACCAUCCAACUAAUCCACACUGGUGAUGAAUUUGUCACCCCGGUACAAAUGUCUUACCAUUGCACACGUGCACAAAAAUUCAACAUGACUGAGGUAAUGCAAGAUACCAAAGUAAUUGGCACCAUUAUGCUGAGCAAUGUACAAACCGAGGCAUUCAUCAUGGACCAUCGUACCACCUUCUCUACAGCCAUGGAUUGUGAUGGUCCGAAAACAAUGGAUAUUGUACCCAUUGCUGUCGGCAUUGCCAUGGCCGCACUCAUACUAAUCGUAUUGAUUUCGUACUUGUGUGCGCGCCGUCGUUCCACAUCGCGUGGCUACAUGAGCUUCUAAGCGAUUAGCAUGUUGCUUGUUUGGCGUUAGUGACAGUAAUUAUAUAUGUAGGCAUAGGCGGUCUUAGAUUUUGUGGGGGGCACGCUGGGUGGUUAUCUUUUGUAUAGGGUUAUACUGCGAAAAUUUCUUUUAAUUUGAGCAGGAAAAAAAUAAUGUGGUUUUUUCUUCUUAUUUUUUUUUUUUUGUUGAGAGAGAGAUUGAGUAAAAGAUUGAAUUGCCGAGUUUUGAUUUACUUUGUCACGUAACAUAUAAAAAAAGGGGAAAGAAUAUGCAAAAUAGCAAUUGAAAACAGCAAAAAUAAUAUAAAAACACAGCCGUCAUUUAAGAUAUUCAUUCAAUAACAAAAAACAGUAAAAGCGAGCGUAUAACGAACAAGUAAAUGCACUGCAAUUAGCAAUUUUAAUCCAACUGACUUUUAACGAACACUAAGUACAGUUACAAUUCGAUAGCAAACAGGGUGCAGUUACAAAAAAAUAUUAAAAUAUAAUAGGUGGAUCAUUAGGUCCAGCAGUUAAAUACUUUAGUUUUGCAUGCCCGAGCACUGUAGUGCAGACGUUUGUUUUUUUUUUAUAUCUUUUUGUUUUUUAACCGGUUAUUAUUAUUUUUUUUUAUUAUUUUAUAGCUCUUACUCAAAACGAUUUAGUGCGCAUAUGCAAAAUAUAUUACUUAGUAACAUAAUACAAUAUUUGAAACGAAUUCUUUUGUUCAUUAGCUUUUCGUUAACUUGCGAACUGCUACUUCUAAAUAAGCCUUCCUUUUUACAUACAAAAUUUUUUUGUUCUUUUUUAAAUAACCUUAUACACUUGAAUAUUCGAAAAUUAAGUACAUAUACAAAUACUAUGAAAUUCUUCACCAACAACAGCACUAUUUUAAAGCAUGAAGAAAAACAAAAAAGAAUAUUAACUAUAAGCACGCUUCUAUACUUUAUUAAACGAUUCUUAUUGUUCUAUAUCUACAUAUGUAUUUUUAUUUUAAUAUUUUAAAUAAUUGGCUAAUUAUUGUAUGUAAUCGAAAUACUUCAGUGCAUAAUUGAAGUAUGUGUAUAUGCUAUUUUGAUUUCAUCACAAAUUACAAAUACAACUAUGUUAUAUACAAUUUUUCAUUGCAUAUCGUUGUGUAAUCACAAAAAAUUUUCCAAACAUCUCAGUAAUGUAUAUGAAAUCUAUUAAGAAUAUUAGUCUAAAAUUAGGUACUUGGCAUAUAUAAUUUGUUUAAAAAUUUUAAUUGUAAAAUUUAAACUUGGCCUUAAAUAAAGUGAGGUAACUGAA